Messenger RNA from Ilex paraguariensis (yerba mate), 311 nucleotides. The record is from the annotation of a GenBank genome assembly. Lineage: Eukaryota; Viridiplantae; Streptophyta; Magnoliopsida; Aquifoliales; Aquifoliaceae.
CACCACCCUUGACUACCCUGAAACUAAUUGUGCAAAUAUUCGUUCGGUGCUUAACGGGGAGAGGCAAAGUGGCUACAAACUUUAUUGACUUGGUGCUUAACCCCACACUUGGGGGAGUUUUAGGCUCAAUUGCUAAUGUUGAAGUCGUGCCUAUUAUAAACCUUUUUGAAUCCCUAUUAGUUCAUCCUUUGUCCACCCAAACGAAACCUCUUGAUGAAGGUCAGGAUUUCAUGACUAAACAACCAUCCAAUUCUGUUGGAAUAGAAGAGGAGGACGAACCUGUUGAAGACUUCUCUUCCAUAACAGAGCUA